This is a messenger RNA of Lepus europaeus (European hare), 2008 nucleotides long. Its product is annotated as zona pellucida sperm-binding protein 3 receptor-like. NCBI's taxonomy places the organism in Eukaryota, Metazoa, Chordata, Mammalia, Lagomorpha, Leporidae. The coding region runs from base 1 to 1812 and encodes 603 amino acids. The record is from RefSeq and is a predicted model, not a curated record. The transcript has 11 exons.
AUGCGUUCCCCAGGCGCCCCAUGUGUGUUCCUUGGGAAGUCCGCUCUCCAUAGAGGAGGGGACAAGGCAACGUGGCCUGUCUCUAGACUGUGGCAAGUCUUGGAUCCAACUCUGUUCCGAAUGACUUUGGUGGCUGUUCUGUUGGCUCCUGUUCGUGGUGACUGUGAUCCUCCACCCAUUAUACCGUUUGCUUCUCCAAUAAACCCGUUUUAUGAUUCAAGCUUCAAACCUGGAACUACUUUGAAAUACAACUGUCAUGCUGGCUACAAGAAAAUCAAUUCAACCUGGAUUAGCUGUAAUGCUAAUGGUGAAUGGAACUACAAUGUCUUUUGUGCCAAGAAACAAUGCAAAAACCCAGGGGAAUUAAUCAAUGGGAAAGUGGAAGUUAAAACAGAUUUUCACCUUGGUUCAAUCAUAGAAUUCAGAUGUUUAAGAGGAUAUAUCUUAGUUGGCUCAGCAACUAGUCGCUGUGAAGUCCAUGGGAAAGGAGUUAGCUGGAGUGAUCAUAUCCCAGAAUGUGUAAUUGUCAAGUGCGAGGCGCCUCCUACAAUCAGCAAUGGGAAGCACAAUGGGAUCGAGGCUGUGUACACGUACGGCUCCACGGUCACCUACAGCUGCGAUCUCCACUACUCGCUCUUGGGCCAGGCUUCCAUUUCUUGCGUAAUGGAGAACACCACAACAGGUGUUUGGAGCCCAAACCCUCCUACCUGCAAAAAAAUUUUCUGUUAUCAGCCACAGAUUCCAAAUGGAAUUUUUGUCUCUGGAUUUGGAUCCCUUCAUACUUACAAGGAUGUCAUUGUCAUUAAAUGCAAGAAAGGUUAUGCCCUCAGAGGCAGCAGUAGAGUCCACUGUGAAGCUAACAAUGAGUGGCACCCUUCUGUCCCCACCUGUGAACUCAAUAGUUGUAUUGACUUACCAGAACUUCCCUUUGCUUCCUGGGAGAAAACUGCCUAUACCUCAAGGAGUCCGGAAAUAUUUGAAGUUGGAACUGAGUUGAAAUUUAAGUGCGACCCUGGCUAUAGAGUUAUUCCAGCUGAGCCUCUGACUGUGAAGUGUCAGGAAAAUCUGACAUGGUCACCUUCCAAAGGGUGUGAGAGGGUAUGCUGCCCAACACCAGACAUGGAGAAGAUCAUUAUCAUAAGCGACAGGAGAGACUUUACUGGGAUAUGUGUCUAUGCCUAUGGAGACUACGUGUCAUUCAUGUGUGAUAAAGGCUACUACCCGAUCUCUCCUGAUGGAAGGAGUUCCUGCCAGGCGGACGGCACGUGGAAUCCAAAAAUGCCCGAGUGUGAGCCAGACUGCCUACAGCCGCCUAGCGUCGCCCAUGGGCGCCACAGAGUUCUGUCUACGACUCCUUCCAGACAGGAGAUUAUGUAUGAGUGUGAGGAAGGCUACACUCUGGUCGGAGAGAGGAAACUGUUCUGCAUUUAUUCACGCUGGCUUCCCAGAGCCCCAGUGUGUCAAGCUCUGUGUCCAAAACCAGAAAUAGCAAAUGGAAAUCUGUCUGUGGUUAAAGCCCAAUAUGGUGAGAAGGAAAAUCUCACUGUGCGGUGCAACUCUGGCUACGGUGUGGUCGGUUCCCCAAGCAUCACCUGCGCAGAGAACAGAAACUGGCAGCCAGAGGUGCCCAAGUGUGAGUGGGAGGUCCCUGAAGGCUGUGAGCAGGUACUUGCGGGCAGAAGACUCAUGCAGUGUCUUGCAGAACCAAACGAGGUGAAGAUGGCCCUGGAGGUGUACAAGCUGUCUCUGGAGAUUGAACUCCUGGAACUGCAGAGGGACAAGGCAAGGAACUCUGUGCAGCUACCGCUGUAACUUUUCCCCGCAGAGAGGGGAGCGCAAGCCACCUGCUGCCUUCAGCGCAAUGGGAUCACAUCAGCCCAGCAGCUCUGGGUCUCUCUGGCACCAAUAUCCAUGGUAAUCAACAAUAAUCUUGAAUAUAAAUGAAUUAAACUCUUCAAUCAAAUGGCAUAUGGUGGCUGAAUGGAUUAAAAAAUAAGAUUGUGCUCUA